Nothoprocta perdicaria is the source of this 3657-nucleotide messenger RNA. RefSeq names its product DNA methyltransferase 1 (gene DNMT1). The annotation marks the transcript as partial. The record is from RefSeq and is a predicted model, not a curated record. Gene Ontology annotation, cellular component: nucleus. Gene Ontology annotation, molecular function: chromatin binding; DNA (cytosine-5-)-methyltransferase activity; zinc ion binding. Lineage: Eukaryota; Metazoa; Chordata; Aves; Tinamiformes; Tinamidae. The transcript is spliced from 26 exons.
CGCUCUGCGCUCCGCUCCGACCUCCCCGUCUCUUCCCUCGCAGCCUGCAAGAUCUGGAGCGGGAUGAGGAGAGCCUGAGCGACAAGGACUGCGUCCGGGAGAAGCUGAGCCUCAUCCAUGGCUUCCUGCAAGCCGACGUGCAGGACCAGCUCGUGGACCUGGAGAGCAGGCUGCGGCGCGAGGAGCUCUCGGAGGAGAGGUACCUGGCCAAGGUGAAGGCCCUGCUCCGGCGGGAGCUCUCGGCCGAGAACGGAGACGCGGCGCCGCUGCUCCCGGCCUCCAACGGCUGCUCCAAGAACGGCGCCUACGGGAGCGAUGAGGACUCGGAGCGCGCCGGGCCGGAUGGGGAGGAGGACGGCGCCAUGGAGAUGGAGGAAGCKGCCGCCUCGUCCUCCUCCUCCUCCUCCUCGUCCUCGUCGGCUCCCACGCCGCCGGCGCGCAAGGCCCGCAGGAGCAGAUCCAACGGGGAGAGCAAAAGGUCUCCCGCCAGCGCCCGGGUGACGCGGAGCUCCGGCCGGCAGCCCUCGCUCCUGGCCAUGUUCUCCAAGGGAUCCACCAAGAGGAAGUCGGACGAGGUGAACGGGGAGCUGAAGCCGGAGAAGAGCCUGGAGAAGGAGGAAGAGGAGCUGGAAGAGGAGCAAGACGAGAAAAGGAUUAAAAUCGAAGCCAAAGAAGGGUCCGACAUAAAAGACGAAAUCCCUCAGGUUAAAAUGACGCCGCCUGCCAAAACCACCCCUCCCAAGUGCGUCGACUGCCGGCAGUACCUCGACGACCCCGACCUCAAGUUCUUCCAAGGGGAUCCCGACGACGCGCUCGACGAGCCCGAGAUGCUCACGGACGAGCGGCUGUCCCUCUUCGACGCCAACGAGGACGGCUUCGAGAGCUACGAGGACUUGCCCCAGCACAAGGUCACCUCCUUCAGCGUCUACGACAAGCGAGGCCACUUGUGCCCCUUCGACACGGGCCUCAUCGAGAGGAACAUCGAGCUGUAUUUCAGCGGCGCCGUGAAGCCCAUCUACGACGACAACCCGUGUCUGGACGGAGGGGUGAGGGCCAAGAAGCUGGGGCCCAUCAACGCCUGGUGGAUCACGGGCUUCGACGGAGGGGAGAAGGCCCUCAUCGGCUUCACCACAGCCUUCGCCGACUACAUCCUCAUGGAGCCCAGCGAGGAGUACGCGCCCAUCUUCGCGCUCAUGCAGGAGAAGAUCUACAUGAGCAAGAUCGUGGUGGAGUUCCUGCAGAACAACCGCGACGUCAGCUACGAGGACCUGCUCAACAAGAUCGAGACCACGGUGCCUCCCGCGGGGCUCAACUUCAACCGCUUCACGGAGGACUCGCUGCUGCGGCACGCGCAGUUCGUGGUGGAGCAGGUGGAGAGCUACGACGAGGCGGGCGACAGCGACGAGCCGCCCGUGCUCAUCACGCCCUGCAUGCGGGACCUCAUCAAGCUCGCCGGCGUCACCCUGGGCAAGAGGCGAGCGGCGAGGCGCCAGGCCAUCCGGCACCCCACCAAAAUAGACAAGGACAAGGGCCCCACCAAGGCCACCACCACCAAGCUGGUGUACCUCAUCUUCGACACCUUCUUCUCCGAGCAGAUCGAGAAGGACGAGAAGGAGGACGACAAGGAGAACGCCACCAAGCGCCGGCGCUGCGGCGUCUGCGAGGUGUGCCAGCAGCCCGAGUGCGGCAAGUGCAAGGCCUGCCAGAACAUGGUGAAGUUCGGCGGCAGCGGCCGCAGCAAGCAGGCCUGUUUGCAGCGGAGGUGCCCCAACCUGGCCGUGCGCGAGGCCGACGAGGACGAGGAGGUGGACGACAACAUCCCCGAGAUGCCGUCGCCCAAGAAGAUGCUGCAGGGCAGGAAGAAGAAGCAGAACAAGAGCCGCAUCUCCUGGGUGGGGGAGCCCGUCAAGAGCGACGGCAAGAAGGACUACUACCAGAAGGUGUGCAUCGACUCGGAGACGCUGGAGGUGGGCGACUGCGUGUCCGUGAGCCCCGACGACCCCACCAAGCCCCUGUACCUCGCCAGGGUGACGGCCAUGUGGGAGGACAGCAGCGGCCAGAUGUUCCACGCGCACUGGUUCUGCCCCGGCACAGACACCGUCCUGGGAGCCACCUCGGACCCGCUCGAGCUCUUCCUGGUGGACGAGUGCGAGGACAUGCAGCUCUCCUACAUCCACGGCAAGGUCCAGGUCAUCUACAAGGCGCCCUCGGAGAACUGGUCCAUGGAGGGCGGGCUGGACAUGGAGAUCAAGAUGGUGGAGGACGACGGCAGGACCUACUUUUACCAGAUGUGGUACGACCAGGAGUACGCGCGCUUCGAGUCGCCCCCGAAAACGCAGCCCACCGAGGACAACAAGUACAAGUUCUGCAUGAGCUGCACGCGCCUGGACGAGGUGAGGCAGAAGGAGAUCCCCAGGGUGGCCGAGCCCCUGGAAGAGGGGGAYGGGAAGCUCUUCUACGCGCUGGCCACCAAGAACGGAGUGCAGUACAGGGUAGGAGACGGCGUCUACCUCCUGCCGGAAGCCUUUUCCUUCAGCGUGAAGCCGGCCAGCCCGGCCAAGCGGCCCAAGAAGGAGGCGGUGGACGAGGAGCUGCACCCGGAGCACUACCGCAAGUACUCCGAGUACAUCAAGGGCAGCAACCUGGACGCGCCCGACCCUUUCCGCGUGGGCCGCAUCAAGGAGAUCUUCUGCAGCGUGCGCAGCAACGGCAAGCCCAACGAGGCCGACAUCAAGCUGCGCAUCUACAAGUUCUACAGCUCUUUCCUCCCGCAGGCCUACAACGCGAAAACCAAGAGCUUUGAGGACCCUCCGAACCACGCGCGGAGCUCCGGCCACAAAGGGAAGGGCAAAGGGAAAGGGAAAGGCAAGGGCAAAGGGAAGGCGGCGGCGAGCGGCGAGCAGGGCGAGCCGGAGGCGCCCGAGCCGCGGCCGCCCAAGCUGCGCACGCUGGACGUCUUCUCCGGCUGCGGCGGCCUCUCCGAGGGCUUCCACCAGGCGGGCGUCUCGGAAACGCUGUGGGCCAUCGAGAUGUGGGAGCCGGCGGCGCAGGCGUUCCGCCUCAACAACCCCGGCAGCACCGUGUUCACCGAGGACUGCAACGUGCUCCUCAAGCUCGUCAUGUCCGGCGAGAAGACCAACUCGCUGGGCCAGAAGCUGCCGCAGAAGGGCGACGUGGAGAUGCUCUGCGGCGGCCCGCCGUGCCAGGGCUUCAGCGGCAUGAACCGCUUCAACUCGCGCACCUACUCCAAGUUCAAGAACUCCCUGGUGGUCUCGUUCCUCAGGACGUACUCGGGCCCGUUCCGCACCAUCACGGUGCGCGACACCAUGUCGGACCUGCCCGAGGUGCGCAACGGCGCCUCGGCGCUCGAGAUCUCCUACAACGGCGAGCCGCAGUCCUGGUUCCAGCGGCAGAUCCGCGGCUCCCAGUACCAGCCCAUCCUCCGGGACCACAUCUGCAAGGACAUGAGCGCCUUGGUGGCGGCGCGGAUGCGGCACAUCCCGCUGGCGCCCGGCUCCGACUGGCGGGACCUGCCCAACAUCGAGGUGCGCCUGUCGGACGGCACCACCACGCGCAAGCUGCGCUACACCCACCACGAGAGGAAGAACGGGCGCAGCAGCUCGGGCGCCCUGCGCGGCGUCUGCUCCUGCGCCGAGG